Molecule: messenger RNA, 1893 nt
Organism: Fukomys damarensis (Damara mole-rat)
Lineage: Eukaryota; Metazoa; Chordata; Mammalia; Rodentia; Bathyergidae
Gene: Tmem145
Product: transmembrane protein 145
Exons: 16
Coding region: 1-1893 (630 amino acids)
Biological process (GO): G protein-coupled receptor signaling pathway; response to pheromone
Source: RefSeq, a predicted model, not a curated record
AUGGGAGUUCAGUUGAGGACACCAGGAACCCAAGCGGGGCGGAAGGAGGGGCGAGGCCGAGACGGUGCUGAAGGGACAGUACUCUUCGCGCCGCAGAGAGCCCGAGUGUCACACGCGUGCUCGGGCCGAGGCCGGUUUGGACGAUUCCCCAGCGCGGAUGGUGUCUGGGACCGCCGUAGGGCGGAGGACUGGGUGUUCCUGACAAGAUUUUGUUUCCUCUCGGAUUACGGCCGACUGGACUUCCGCUUCCGCUAUCCUGAGGCCAAGUGCUGUCAGAACAUCCUUCUCUAUUUUGAUGACCCAUCCCAGUGGCCAGCUGUGUACAAAGCAGGGGAAAAGGACUGCCUGGCCAAGGAGUCAGUGAUCAGGCCAGAGAACAACCAGGUCAUCAACCUCACCACCCAGUAUGCCUGGUCAGGCUGUCAGGUGGUGUCAGAGGAGGGAACCCGUUACCUGAGCUGCUCCAGUGGUAGAAGCUUCCGCUCUGUGCGCGAAAGGUGGUGGUACAUUGCGCUCAGCAAGUGUGGGGGAGAUGGGCUGCAGCUGGAAUAUGAGAUGGUCCUCACCAAUGGCAAAUCUUUCUGGACACGACACUUCUCGGCUGAUGAGUUUGGGAUCCUGGAGACAGAUGUGACCUUCCUCCUCAUCUUCAUCCUCAUCUUCUUCCUCUCCUGUUACUUUGGAUAUUUGCUGAAAGGUCGUCAGUUGCUCCACACAACUUACAAAAUGUUCAUGGCUGCAGCAGGAGUGGAAGUCCUGAGCCUCCUGUUUUUCUGCAUCUACUGGGGUCAAUAUGCCACUGAUGGUAUCGGCAACGAAAGCAUGAAGGUCCUGGCCAAGCUGCUCUUCUCCUCCAGCUUCCUCAUCUUUCUGCUCAUGCUCAUCCUUCUGGGGAAGGGAUUCACGGUGACACGGGGCCGCAUCAGCCACUCAGGCUCUGUGAAGUUGUCUGUGUACAUGACCCUGUACACCCUCACCCACGUGGUGCUGCUCAUCUAUGAGGCCAAAUUCUUCGAUCCAGGCCAGGUACUGUAUACAUAUGAAUCUCCAGCCGGCUAUGGGCUCAUCGGGCUGCAGGUGGCGGCCUACGUGUGGUUCUGCUACGCAGUGCUCAUCUCCCUGCGCCACUUCCCUGAGAAGCAGCCCUUUUACGUGCCCUUCUUUGCUGCCUAUACCCUCUGGUUUUUUGCGGUCCCUGUCAUGGCCCUGAUUGCCAAUUUCGGGAUCCCCAAGUGGGCCCGGGAGAAGAUUGUCAAUGGCAUCCAGCUGGGGAUUCACUUGUAUGCCCACGGCGUGUUCCUGAUCAUGACUCGCCCAUCAGCGGCCAACAAGAACUUCCCGUACCACGUGCGCACGUCACAGAUAGCCUCUGCCGGGACCCCGGGACCCGGUGGCAGCCAAUCGGCGGACAAGGCCUUUCCGCAGCACGUCUAUGGGAAUGUGACAUUCAUCAGCGACUCAGUGCCCAACUUCACGGAGCUCUUCUCCAUCCCCCCGCCCACCUCCUCCGUAAGCCCCGCGGCCCCGGCGCCUGAGGAGCUGCUGGCGCCGCCCCUGGAGUACCUGACCCCCCCCUGCCCCGUGUGGCGCCGGAUUCUGGGCUCCCGCUGUUCCGCGAUCUUCGGCCCCCUGGCCCCCUCCGAGACCUCUGACCCCGCUGGACUCCGGACACUCAUCACGACCGCCGGGAUCCUGACCCUGCCUCUCCAGGACUGUGCGACCCCGAGCCACUGCUCCCGGGACGGAUACCGUGAAGCUGAUCUCUCUGAAACCCUUCCUCGGAUCUGUGACCGGACCCGUGCUCUCCGUUCCUGUCUGCAUUCCGGGGCCCUUCCAUCGGGUCCCUGGCAGAAAGACUUUUCCCUCCUUGCCAACAUAAAAAGGAUUCGUUGA